Molecule: messenger RNA, 572 nt
Organism: Cylicostephanus goldi
Lineage: Eukaryota; Metazoa; Nematoda; Chromadorea; Rhabditida; Strongylidae
Source: the annotation of a GenBank genome assembly
AUGGCCCCAUUGUUGCAGCGAUUAGUGGAUGAGCUGAACUCGGAUGAUGUCUUGGUAAGGCUGGCAGCAAUGGAUGCGCUGUCAGAUGCAGCCAUCGCAUCGCCAGAAAGUGCCGCGGUUAUCAAUGAUUCAGGAGCACCACAAAAGGUAUGUGAGAAGCGCAACUUCUUGUACGAUUAUGGAGCAUUGCAGAUCUAUGACCUGCUGCAGCACAGUAGAGAUGCCCCAGAUGGUGGAUUCAUCUAUCCGUCUUGUGUGAAAUUCCUUGGGACACUGAGCCGCGUUUAUCCUGAGGUCAUCAACAACUUCCCCAUGUUCGUACCAGCUGUUUUUGACAUGGUUCGACAUUUUGAUCAAGUUGAAGCAUCACAGAGGGUGCUUGCCUUUGAUACAUUCGCACAGAUUGCCUACAAAGCGGAAGCAAAGCAAAAUCUGCACAACUUGCUAGGUGAGCAGGGUAUUACUCGUACGAUGCAAGCAUUUUCUGCUGCUGUAUCAAGUGGACCGGUAGAGCUCCGUGUUCGACAUGUUGACGCUUUGGCAGUUUUGUUUGAAAAAGGUGCGUUUUAAUA